ACUGUUAAUCCAUUAAUCUAUUGACCAAUUAUGCCAGUGUUCACAAUUUCAAAAUCGCGUGAUGACCAACAGAUCGUCUCUUUUCAAAUGGAAAUAUGAGAAAUUAGUUGAUCAAGAGAUUGACCAACAACACCAAGAAAACUUGAACCUUCUUGGUAAUAAAUGCGAUUACAAUAAUGACCUUUCACAUGGACAAAAGUUACUACAAUCUCAGCGACAAAUAACCACAAAUAACCAGGAGACAAUUAUACCAGAUCUAGAAUUUAGUAACGAUUAUUAUGAACUCAAAAAGCGAUCUCAAAAAGAAAGACAAUCAAACAAAAAGCCUGACCAUCAUCAUUACAUUUUCCAUAGGAUUGAAAAAGGUGAUACCCUUCAAGGAAUCGCCCUUAAAUGGUAUUGUUCAUUACAUGAGCUUAAACGGGUUAACAAUUUAGUUUCUGAUCAAGAUUUUCAUGCACUUGCUGUCAUUAAAAUACCUGAUAAAAAGUAUGAGACUAUUUUCAAUCUAUUGAUUCAAUAUAUUUGUUUCAUUUUAUAA
This is a messenger RNA of Panonychus citri (citrus red mite), 541 nucleotides long. RefSeq names its product lysM and putative peptidoglycan-binding domain-containing protein 3-like. The coding region runs from base 62 to 541 and encodes 159 amino acids. The record is from RefSeq and is a predicted model, not a curated record. The transcript has a single exon. Lineage: Eukaryota; Metazoa; Arthropoda; Arachnida; Trombidiformes; Tetranychidae.